Chlamydomonas reinhardtii is the source of this 908-nucleotide messenger RNA. RefSeq lists its product as uncharacterized. Gene Ontology annotation, molecular function: peptide-methionine (R)-S-oxide reductase activity. Gene Ontology annotation, biological process: protein repair; response to oxidative stress. Bases 58 to 570 code for a protein of 170 amino acids. The transcript has 5 exons. Lineage: Eukaryota; Viridiplantae; Chlorophyta; Chlorophyceae; Chlamydomonadales; Chlamydomonadaceae. The record is from RefSeq and is a predicted model, not a curated record.
GCCCUUGGAUAGCCGCAUGCAGCUUGAUUUGUAGAACCCACUCAAACACUUGCCAAGAUGCAGACCAUUCGUGCCCUCAACUCGCGUGCGCUGGCUUCGGCCCCUCGUCGCAGCGCUAUCGUUCUGCAGCCUCGCCUCACCGUUCGCGCCAUGGCCUCGAGCGACGGUGUGAAGCUGGACAAGUCCACGCCCGACUCGGUUUGGAAGACCCUGCUGAACGCGGAGGAGUUCCACAUCCUGCGCCAGAAGGGCACGGAGCGCGCCGGCACUGGCAAGUACAACAAGUUUUAUGAGGAGGGCACCUACAAGUGCGCUGGCUGCGGCACUCCCCUCUACAAGUCCGAGACCAAGUUCAACAGCGGCUGCGGCUGGCCCGCGUUCUACGACGAGAUCCCGGGCGCCGUGGACCGCCACGUGGACAACACCUUCGGCAUGCGGCGUGUGGAGAUCACGUGCGCCAACUGCGGCGGCCACCUGGGCCACGUGUUCGAGGGCGAGGGCUUCCCCACCCCCACCGACCAGCGCCACUGCGUCAACAGCGUGAGCAUCAAGUUCGACCCCAAGCCCUAAAGCCUGCGCACUGCUUUUAUUUACUGUUCAUGUUUGCGCGGUGUCGGUGUGUUACGUAUACUGUGAGACCUGGUGUCGUGGACUUUCGGGGCUGGGAUGAGGAGGCACUUUGCUAAGAGCGGAGUGAUGGGAAGCAUCGUCGAGGAUGGGAGCUACGGUGUGCUUGAAUCGUGCUUGAAGUUCACGACAACUGGAAUGAGGGAUGCGCGAAUAGUCGUACGUUCGGAUGUUGAGUGACCUCUGCUCUCCGCAUAGGAGAAGCUUGACGAGGUGAGAUGCCGUUGGCGGAGCGGAAGUUGAACAGGAUCUGAGAGACAGACGUGUAAAGCAUGUCAAGC